Ctenocephalides felis (cat flea) is the source of this 297-nucleotide messenger RNA. RefSeq names its product wiskott-Aldrich syndrome protein family member 3-like. Lineage: Eukaryota; Metazoa; Arthropoda; Insecta; Siphonaptera; Pulicidae. Gene Ontology annotation, biological process: positive regulation of Arp2/3 complex-mediated actin nucleation; actin cytoskeleton organization. Gene Ontology annotation, cellular component: SCAR complex; cytoskeleton. The record is from RefSeq and is a predicted model, not a curated record. Gene Ontology annotation, molecular function: protein kinase A regulatory subunit binding; Arp2/3 complex binding. Bases 1 to 297 code for a protein of 98 amino acids. The transcript is spliced from 2 exons.
AUGCCUUUCGUGCAGCGCGUCGUCGAACCGCGCGAUUUGAGCAAAACGAGUUUAAAGGAUGAAAGAGGCAGAAAUUUAGUGGAAGACGAUGAAUUGCAAGCCGUCGCCAAUAACACUUUGAGCAACGCUCUGAGACAGUUGGCUUCUUUGGUCUUAGCCGCAACCGAUGUCUUCGCCGAACUCACGGUGCAACUGGAUGAUGUCGGGGAACGGUCGAAGGCGCUCAAGACGCGCAUGGACGCCAUCGAGGUGGCCGUCAGAGGAUACGACCCGAAGAAAGUCCCAGUCCGAAUGUAA